AUGGCUACCUGGGAUGUACAGGAUCUGAUCAAGGAAGUGUCAGAUAUGGAGUUGAUAUUUGGUAAAAACAAAACAUCCGACCUCAUUCCCAGAAUGAAAGAUGCUUUGAUGGCAAAGGUGGAGAGCCUACACUUGGUUACCCCUUCGAACUAUGUGUUGCUGAUGGAGACUAUGGAGAAAACAACUUUGCCAUCAGACAUCAAAAAGGAGCUGGAGUACUCUUUUGAGAAAAAGACUGCAGCUGGUGCGCAAGGCCCUCAUAGGCUCCAGUCAACACCACAAAGCAUGACCAUGCCUUUCAAUUACCUGUCCAAGAGUGAGUGGGACAGACUUGAUGGAGAUUGCACCACAGUGGAAGCAGCCCACAUGCUCAUCAAGAGGAUGAAAAUGUGUGGCCUCAAGAGUCUCAAAGAAGAUACCAAGAAGCAGGUCACUGCAAGUCUAGUUGUUCUGCAAAUGAGAUCAACAAAGACAAAAACCUUGCCUCCCAGUGCUGAAAUGUACAAGCUGUCUCAAUUUGUGCAUGACAGCUUCAGUGCUUGUGAAGUGAUGUCCUUGCAUGGUGGUUUGUCGAAGUACCCUCCAUCUCCAUAUGAUCUUGGAGAGGAUUUCCUGAAAGCAUGCUACAAGGAAGAUGAUUUGCCUUUAAGGUCACCUCCACAAGACUUUGCCAACUCAGUGGCUACAAUGUCAAAACAAGUCAAGGUAAGGCAGAGUGCAAAAGACUUGAAGCCUUUGCUGCAGUCUGGGGCUUCCAGUGCUGGAGAUGAUGUCACUUCUCCUGGAGAUGAACUUCACAAGACCUUGGCCUUGGACAAGGCCAAGGAAACCUCUCAGCUUGCAAAGCUUUGCUCCACACAAACUCUAUCUGGAGACUCAGAGGCUUUGUGCAGCCCCAAAGCUUUGCCUUUGCCACUUGAAGAUGGUGAGGCAUUGGAAAAACCUGCUACUGAGUUGGCUCCAGCAAAUGACCAGAGCUUGGGGGAGAAAGAGAAUGAUGCACUUUCAGCAAAACACAAAAGCUUGGAGGAGUAUGAAGAGGAAGCAAUGCAAAUGCUUUGCAAAAGAAAGGCACAAGAGAUGGAUAAAGUGGUCAAGGGCAAGUGCUUGAAAAAGCCUGCUUGCUCCAAGCCAAAAGCAGCACCAAAGAAGAAGGGUGGUCAAAAGCCAUCUCCAGAUUGGAUGAAGGGCAUCUAUGGAUGCCUGCGCUGUAGGGGGAAUGUGAAUGGAUGCAGUACUUGUUGGAAUGAAGGCUUUCAAGGCCUCAGGUUCUCCAGCAGGGCUAAAUGGGCUGCUUUCAUGAAGCAGAAAUCUGCAAAGGGUAAGAAAGGCAAGUGA
Durusdinium trenchii is the source of this 1338-nucleotide messenger RNA. Lineage: Eukaryota; Dinophyceae; Suessiales; Symbiodiniaceae. The record is from the annotation of a GenBank genome assembly.